Eremomyces bilateralis CBS 781.70 is the source of this 390-nucleotide messenger RNA. RefSeq lists its product as uncharacterized. The coding region runs from base 14 to 208 and encodes 64 amino acids. NCBI's taxonomy places the organism in Eukaryota, Fungi, Ascomycota, Dothideomycetes, Eremomycetales, Eremomycetaceae. The record is from RefSeq and is a predicted model, not a curated record. The transcript has 2 exons.
GGGACGAACCGGAAUGGAGGGCGGAGGGUGGAGGGGGAAUCGAUAUAAGGCCACAAGGCCGAUAUUUCAAGGACACAAGGCCACGAACCAACAUGCGCACAUGGUAUCUAUGGGCAGCCGAGGGGCCGCCAAGAUUUCGCCCUCCAACCUCAAAAAUUCACGACUGCCAGGCUCUUUCAUAGAAACAGUCUACAUUUCGAAACGCUGAGGGAUACCUUUGCGUUUAUACCACGAAACCACCGAAAACAGAGUCACCCUAAGCGUUGACUCAAUAUGCCUUACCACGAUUACAUCGACCGCUGGCGAAAGCGCCACGGACGCAGGCUCGAUCAUGAAGAGCGGACACGGAAGCGAACAGCCCGUGAGGCGCAUAAGGCAUCCUAUGAAGCG